Molecule: messenger RNA, 3377 nt
Organism: Phodopus roborovskii (desert hamster)
Lineage: Eukaryota; Metazoa; Chordata; Mammalia; Rodentia; Cricetidae
Product: general transcription factor II-I repeat domain-containing protein 2
Exons: 16
Coding region: 173-2953 (926 amino acids)
Cellular component (GO): nucleus
Source: RefSeq, a predicted model, not a curated record
AAAAAAUAAUUAAAAGAAAGGAGGGAGUGUAGAGAGGCUGCUGGAGAGGAGGCACCCUCGGUGCACCCUCCCUCGCCCCGUGCGCUCCCGUCGCUGGUCCAGGGCCGCUGCGCACGCGCAGCCCAGGCUUCAGACCCCCGGCGCGGCCCGCACGGCAGGGUCGUCAGGAACAAUGGCCCAAGUAGCAAUGUCCACCCUGCCCAUUGGAGAUGAGUCCUCAGACAGCAGGAUGGUGGUAACAUUCCUCAUGUCUGCUCUGGAGUCCAUGUGUAAAGAGCUGGCCAAGUCCAAGGCUGAGGUGGCCUGCAUUGCUGUGUAUGAGACAGACGUGUAUGUAGUGGGAACAGAUCGAGGCUGUGCCUUUGUCAACGCCAGACAAGAUUUCCAGAAAGACUUCGCACAGCACUGCCAGGGGGAAGGGCUGACUGAAGAGAAACCACUGUGUCCUGAAAAUGGAGAAGUCCAGAUGCUCAGGAAAGCAGUGGAGAACCACUUCUGCCUUUGUUACCGUAAAGCACUGGGGACAACAGCCAUGGUCCCUGUUCCCUAUGAGCAGAUGCUUCAGGACAAGGCAGCUGUGGUGGUACAGGGCCUUCCGGAAGGCCUGGUCUUUCAGCACCCUGACCAUUACAGUCUUGCAACCCUGAGGUGCAUUCUGGAGAACAAAGCAGGGAUUUCGUUCACCAUAAACAGACCUUUCCUAGGUGCAGAGAGCCAGCUGGGUGGCCUUGGGAUGGUAACAGAUGCCGAGAGGCCUGCACUACCAUCAAAUGACAGCUGUGGCCCCAUCAGUGUGAAAACUGAACCCCUGGAAGAUUCUGGUACUUCACCAAAGGCAGCAGCCGUGUUAGUCAAAACAGAGUCAGAGGAUCCCAAUUACUAUCCGUGUAACAUGCAAGGGAGCCAACAUUCUUCCACUAGCAGCGAAGACACAGAAAUGGAGUUACCACCUGAAGAGUCCACUCCACUCGUCUCUUCAGGGACAAAUGAGGACCCUGAGACUGAUGUGAAAAUGGAAGGAAACGCAAAUCCGGCCAACAUUGUAAACUCCGCAGCAGGCGUUGAAGAUCUUAGGAUCGUACAGGUUCCAGAUAAUGAGAAAGAGAGACUGUCAGGCAUUGAGAAAAUUAAACAGCUUCGAGAACAAGUGAACUACCUCUUCAGCAGAAAAUUUGGGGAGGCCAUAGGAGUGGACUUCCCUGUGAAGGUCCCCUACAGGAAGAUCACCUUCAACCCCGGCUGUGUGGUGAUUGAUGGCAUGCCCCCGGGCGUGGUGUUCAAAGCCCCUGGAUACCUGGAGAUCAGCUCCAUGAAGAGGAUCCUGGAUGCUGCAGAUUCCAUCAAGUUCACUGUGAUUAGACCACUCCCUGGACUUGAACUUAGUAACGUGGGAAAGCGGAAGAUAGACCAGGAGGGCCGAGUGUUUCAAGAGAAGUGGGAGCGAGCAUAUUUCUUCUUGGAGGUGCAGAACAUUCCCACGUGUUUGAUCUGCAAGCAGAGUGUGUCGGUGUCCAAGGAAUACAACCUGCGCCGUCACUACCAGACCAACCACAGCCGGCACUAUGACCAGUACUCGGGGCAAGCGCGGGACGAGAAGCUUCAAGAACUGAAAAGGGGGCUACAGAAGUAUCUCGUGGGGGCCUCGGACAUCGUGUGCCCCGAGCAAACAUUGUCCAAUGCAAGUCCACCUUCGAACACAGUGGCACAGCCCAUGGAAGACCUGUCUGGGAACUUACUGAAGACAUUACGACAGAAAAUCCGGUCAUUUGUGGCAUACUCCAUUGCCAUUGAUGAGAUUACAGAUAUCAAUGACACCACCCAGCUGGCCAUCUUCAUCCGAGGCGUCGAUGACAACUUCGAUGUGGCUGAGGAACUUUUAGACACUGUGCCCAUGUCGGGCGCCAGAUCUGGGAAUGAGAUGCUCCUGUGCGUGGAAAAGAGCCUGAAGAAAUUUGGUGUGGACUGGACCAAGCUGGUGAGCGUGGCCUCCACUGGCACCCCAGCCAUGGUGGACACCAACAGUGGGCUGGUGACAAAGCUCAGAGCCAGGGCAGCCUCAUGUUGCAAGGGAGCCGACCUCAAGUCUGUGUGCUGUAUCAUUCACCCUGAGUGGCUGUGUGCCCAGAAGUUAAGGAUGGGCCACGUCAUGGAUGUGGUGGUGGACUCUGUGAACUGUAUCUGCUCCCGUGGCAUGAACCAUGGUGACUUCACGACACUGCUCUAUGAACUGGACAGCCAAUACGGCAGCCUGCUGUACCACACGUCCCUCAAGUGGCUGGGCAGGGGGCUGGUCCUCAGGAGGUUCUUCGAAUCCCUAGAGGAAAUAGAUUUGUUCAUGUCUUCCCGGGGCAAACCUGUGCCCCAGCUCAGUUCCCAGGGCUGGAUCUUGGACUUGGCCUUCCUGGUGGACAUGACAACACAUCUCAACACACUGGACGCCUCCCUCCAAGGCCAUUCACAGAUGGUGACACAGAUGUACGACUUCAUCCGGGCCUUCCUAACAAAACUGUGUCUCUGGGAGACCCACCUGGCCAGGAACAACCUGGCCCAUUUCCCCACGCUGAAAUCGGUUUCCCAGAGCGAUAGUGACGGGCUCAAUUAUAUCCCCAAGAUCGUGGAACUGAAGGCCGAGUUCCAGAAGCGGCUGUCAGAUUUCAAGGCCUGGGAGAACGAGCUCACCCUGUUCAGCUCCCCGUUCUCCACCAAGAUUGACAGUGUGCCCGAUGAGCUCCAGAUGGAGGUGAUUGACCUGCAGUGCAACACGGUGCUAAGGACCAAGUACGACAAGGUGGGCAUCCCGGACUUCUACAAGCACCUCUGGAGCAGCUACCCUAAGUACAGGAGCCACUGUGCCAAGAUGCUGUCCAUGUUCAGCAGCACCCACAUCUGCGAGCAGCUCUUCUCCAUCAUGAAGCUGAGCAAGAAGGAGGCACAGCAGGGCGCAGCAACAUGAGGGAGGAGACGACUGGAGCCUGACAUCCCAGUACUGGGAAGUCCGAAGCAGGAGGAUCUGAGUUAGAGCAUGGUCAGCCUGGGCUACAUAUCAAUAUCAAGACCCAGAGAAAGUGCCGGGAGAGAAAAGGAAGGAAUGGAAACCUGGCCGUUCCCGUGCACCCCCUUUUUUGUGGGGACCUAGAAUGUUCCAGGUCUAAUAGGUUGUUGUGAGGUGAGAACAAACUCUUAACACGUCUCGGUUUAAUAAAAGCCCCUCUUGUUCGAAUUGGAAUCCUAAUUUGCAUAUGUUCAGGUGACAUUUGAUGCCUAGCUAUAGUUCAGUAAAACCCGUAACAGGCGUUUCCAGUGCUUGGUGGUGCUUAUUCCUGACUAACCUGUGUUGUCCAUUCACAUAUUGCAGUCUUCAAUAAACCCACUGCGAA